Penicillium salamii is the source of this 2499-nucleotide messenger RNA. The record is from the annotation of a GenBank genome assembly. Lineage: Eukaryota; Fungi; Ascomycota; Eurotiomycetes; Eurotiales; Aspergillaceae.
AUGGCGAACACCGGCUAUACCUCGCCAUUCCCCACCUCCCACGAUACAAUCGGGCAGUCCACCUUGGUAACCCCUCUCUUUAUGCCAUCGUCUCCUCCUCAGCAGCCGCUUAGCCCAUUGGGAACCCCCGAUACCGCCCAAACACCCGCAACCGAGCGUGUCACAGACAAAAGCAAACAGAACAGUAAUCACCUCAGUGAUGAUGACGAUAAUCAUUCUGUAAACGAGCUGGAUCAUGUCUCACGUCCGCCGACUCCCGGAAGCCCAACAGGCUCAGACCUGGAUGCGCGCCUUGCAGAUUACACCUUGGAUUUUAGUAAUUUCCCUAGUGGUCAUUUUGCCAUAGAUGGAAACGAGGAUACUUUGCCACCCUUUCACAAGGAGGCUGAUCAAUUGUCGGACGUGGGAGGACCCGAAGACUUUACUGCGAAUAUGGAGAAAUACCUGAUGGGUGAUCUGAAUGACGGGGAACAAGAUGGAGAAGUAGACUUUGGAUCAGUGCGACGAUCUUUCCAGAAGUCAAAACAACCCGCGAUUGAGGAGGCAGACUCAGUAGAGUACAGCGAAUUUGGCCCGCCAGUCGACAUGUCAACCCCGUCGCAUCUCCUCCACAGACCGAAUACCCUCCCGAAGGAUGCCACGCACUUGGAGGACAUCGAAGAAUACCCUGAUGAUAACGAAGGGCCAGAUUCAGCAUCCCCUUCCGUUCGAAAAUUGUCCGAUGCUUCGAGCCACCAACCAAACCAACAGCAAGAUCUUCGCCAACAGGUUGAACACCUCCAACAUGCCCUGAGGGAACGAGACGACCAACUCCAAAAAAGUCGCAACCGUGUUCUUGAAGCAGUCUCUGCCGGCGAACAGAUUCGUCACCUUCAGAUAGAACUGGAACGGAAGAACGAGCUCCUAGAACAAGCCCAGAUCAAGAGUAGUGAGGAUGCGAUGCUCCGUGAGCAGAUUCAAUCCCUCCAGAAAGAAAAUCAAGAUCUUCAAAAGCGGCUGGAACGAUCUAACAGUGAGAAGGAUCUCAAUCCUCUCCUUGAGCAGAUUCAUCACAUGCAACAGCAGCUACGAGACCGUGAGUCGCAAAGUGAUAUGGAUAAGGAGCGACUAGAGACUAUCGCGCACCUGCGUCAGCAACUUGCUCUCUCGCAAGAGCAAGCAGGAAAGCGAGAUCAAACUCUAGAAGAGACCUUUGCAAAGCUCAAGGAAGUGGCGCAAGCCAACGAUUCCAAGGAUACACAGUUGCAGCAGAAGAACUCCGAGAUCGACCAGCUCCAAGGUCAAAUUGAUGACUAUGGCCUGGAGAAUGAAAAGUUAGAGGCAGAACUCGAGCGGGCUCAUAAUGACCUCCAGGUGUUGGAGGAACGCUUCAUUGAUUUGGAGACCCGUAACAAGCCCCUGGAAGAAAAGAACUCGACACUCGAAGCCAGCCUCACCCGUGUUCAGUCCCACAUGGAAGCCCAAGAGAGUGCACUGAAAGCAGCUGCAGCAGACCUUCCUAUUAGCGGACACAGCACUUACAGUGAGAUUCUUGAUUUGAUUAAAGACUUAGGGCAUGGGGACCCAGAAUCCGCACCUCAGUCCCCAUUCCUAAAGGAUAAAUUCCCAGACUCCCAAACCACGCUGCAGUCACCUAAACCUGACCCUGCGACAGCGCACCAGAAGGAGCUCGCCAUGUUGCAACAGGAACUCCAAGCGGCUCUCGCCGCCCAAAAAGCCUCAGAUGCUGAAGUCAGCCGUCUACAAGGUGAAGCAUCUGGAUCCCAGACCCUGCUCAAGACCAUCGAGGCCGAGAACUCUCGCCUCACAAAUCGGGUUACCGAGCUAACAACAGCUCUCAACAAAUCGCAAACCGAUUUGGCACGGUCCAAGGAAGAGCACGCCGAAUCUAUGGAGACAAUCGCCCGCCUUCAAGAAGAAAAGAUACUUGAACCCCCAAGCCCACCCCGUUCUCAACCAAUUCCCAACUCAGAAUCCACCUCACUCCUCGAGGCAAACCACCAAACCCAGCUCCGCUGCCUCCAAACCGCGCACUCCACAGCAGUCUCAACUCUCCGUGCCUCGCACGCAGAAUCCAUGCGCAAGAUCCGCCACCUCCUCACAUCAGCCGAGGAACGUGAAUCCACUCUCCGGGACGACCUCGCAACCCUCCGCUCAACAUCCGCAACCGCAGAAACGCAGCUCAAGAAAUCCUUCAAAACCGAACUCAGACGUCUGGAAGCCGUCAUUGCCGCCAAAGACGAGACUGCGGCGGCGGUCGACCAACGCAUCGCCCUCUCUGUUGAUAAACGUGAACGUGAGUGGGAGCGGCGUAUCGAUCUGCUUCUUAAGGAGCGCGACCGCAUGGCGAAGGCGCUUAUGUUGUCUUGGGGAGAGAAGGAAAUGGGCCGUGGACCUGGCCUGGCGGAGGGAAAGGAGAACCGGCGCAGUGAGAAGGGUGGACAGGCUUACCGCUACAAGUAUGCCACGAAGAAGCCAAAGAGUGAUUCCAAGGCUUAA